UAAACAACAUGUUUGGGUUUACCAAAUCAACGUCACACUUAAAUAUGGCUUAGGACCAAGAAGUACACGUACAUUUGACAGCUUUUUGGGUGCAACCAUGACAUCCAGAACAAGUCUCAGGCAGCAGAUAACAGAAGAUCAAUUCGCAACUGACAUUGUUUUGAGUUUCUUCGUUGCAGCGCUGAAAAGUUACAAAUUUGACUCGUUACUGAAACCAUUUCCUCCCCUUUUCAGUAAAGAAGAUGGAGAAAAGGAUAUGAAAUCACUGGAAAAGACAGUGGAAGAAAUACCUGCAUUGAGACAUCUAGCUGCCAAUGGAAUUCAUACAGGAGAAUGUGCUCUUGGACUACUGCAGUGGGUCUUGGAUAGAGGUUCAUUUUCUAUUAAGACUGUGAAAUCCUCCCAGUUUGAAGAGAUUAAGAAGCAGACCGGAGAUACUUCGCCAGCCACAAACCCAGACUUUGUGUUUGAAGUGAUACGCAGUGAAGCUGAUGAUGCCAAAUUUGAGGAAACUCGUCGCCAGAGAAAAACAAUGUUUGCCUACCAUGGUAGUCGACUGGAAAACUUCCACUCUAUCCUGCAUAAUGGACUGGCAUCUCAUAUGAACAAGAUCUCGGUGUUUGGUGAGGGUACCUAUCUGUCUAGUGAGUUGUCAGUCUGCCUCCUCUACAGCCCAAUGGGCCUGGGAUGGGAAAAGAGUUGUAUUGGCCACAAACUAAGCUGUGUGGCUGUGUGUGAGAUUAUUGAUGACGCCUCUGUCAAAUGUCAAGUCAAGGAGGAUGGUAACAACGAACAGACAAACAAGAAGCGAGCGUACGCUGCCAACAGUGAAGGCGGAGAUGUUCCGGAGAAGUACUAUAUUGUACAGAACAAUGACAUGCUUCGUAUCAAAUACCUGCUGGUGUAUGUGGAGAAAGCAUCUCAACAAAAAAGGGAAACUCAGUCACGAAGAUGGCACAACACCUGGUUAUUCCAACACAGAUUUGUGCUAAUGAUUGUGCUUUACGUGCUGCUGUUAGCCUUGGUGGCUCUCUACAACUCCCGGAUAUUCCAGUCCUAUCUCCGCAAAUUCUGGAAAUAUAAAUAAAAAGUCAAUCAUC
Mizuhopecten yessoensis (Yesso scallop) is the source of this 1100-nucleotide messenger RNA. RefSeq names its product mono [ADP-ribose] polymerase PARP16-like. Gene Ontology annotation, molecular function: NAD+ poly-ADP-ribosyltransferase activity; kinase binding; protein serine/threonine kinase activator activity. Gene Ontology annotation, biological process: endoplasmic reticulum unfolded protein response. NCBI's taxonomy places the organism in Eukaryota, Metazoa, Mollusca, Bivalvia, Pectinida, Pectinidae. The coding region runs from base 98 to 1087 and encodes 329 amino acids. The transcript has 6 exons. Gene Ontology annotation, cellular component: endoplasmic reticulum tubular network; nuclear envelope; membrane. The record is from RefSeq and is a predicted model, not a curated record.